Syzygium oleosum is the source of this 947-nucleotide messenger RNA. RefSeq names its product peptidyl-prolyl cis-trans isomerase FKBP13, chloroplastic. The transcript is spliced from 5 exons. The coding region runs from base 63 to 737 and encodes 224 amino acids. Gene Ontology annotation, molecular function: peptidyl-prolyl cis-trans isomerase activity. The record is from RefSeq and is a predicted model, not a curated record. Gene Ontology annotation, cellular component: chloroplast. NCBI's taxonomy places the organism in Eukaryota, Viridiplantae, Streptophyta, Magnoliopsida, Myrtales, Myrtaceae.
CCAGAAAUAUCGAAGCCUAUCCAUAUACUUCCACCUUCCUGUCCUUCCUGCUCGGUGGGUUAAUGGCAUUGAGCAGCUGUUCCUGUUCGCUGCCGUUGUCGCCACUGCCGCCGGGGACUUUUGAUCCCUGUAGCCUCGCGAAUACUAGAAGUGAAGUGUCAUUCGUCACCAGAAACAAUGUUGAUGAAUCCGGGAACACCAGCAAAAGAAGCAGCUCGAUCGGGCCGAAGCCGAACUUGUUGAGCACCACUACCGGAAGAAGAGAAGCUAUUGGGAUGAUGGGGUUAGGCCUUGUGGAGCUCAUUGCCUGGCAAUUCCCGUGGCAACCCCGGAUUGCAGAAGCAGCAGAGACGGCGCCGUGCGAGCUGACGGUGGCGCCUUCGGGGCUCGCCUAUUGCGACAAAGUGGUGGGCACCGGUCCUGAGGCUGUCAAAGGACAGUUCAUUAAGGCGCAUUAUGUGGGGAAAUUGGAGAACGGGAAGGUGUUCGACAGCAGCUACAGUCGCGGCAAGCCUCUCACUUUCAAAGUCGGGGUCGGCGAGGUGAUCAAAGGGUGGGAUGAAGGCAUUUUAGGUGGGGAGGGAGUGCCACCCAUGCUUGCUGGCGGAAAACGGAUCUUAAAGCUACCUCCGGAGCUCGGCUAUGGCAUGAGAGGAACUGGUUGCAGAGGAGGAUCAUGUAUCAUUCCUCCCGACUCUGUGCUCUUGUUUGACGUCGAGUUUGUCGGCAAAGGUUGACGAGGUGAAUGCAUCGCCGGCAAAUAUCACAAACACAGAGGGGUGUUGGAGAUUUUUCUUGACAUGUAAAUCGGGAUCUUGAGUGAUGCCGUGCCGGUUUCUGUAAAGGCUCUUCUAGCGUCUUGUUUCACUUCAUGGUCAUGUAUAUCUGAACUCGUCAUGUUUUACAUCUGCAGACUCAUAAACAUAAGUAAUUGAAAUUGACAGAAA